GUGGAACACUGCCGUUCCUUCGCAUCGAAACAGUUGCCAUUUCACUAAUUUGCCUUCUUGCUUCUCUACUCCGUGUCAGCGCAGCACAUUUGCCGCACAAAUAUAACUGGCGCUUUGAUCUCGCUCGUCGCUGCAUAGCACGCUUUUCUGCCGAUAUUUUUCCUUGCCGCCCUAAUCUCCUAAAAUGGCCGACGACGAUGCCUGGCAAGAGGAGGAGGAGAAAUCCAAAUCCAAGCGUCAUGAAGAGGCAGGCGAAGAAAAGACCGAGGCCCAAUUGCUGAUCGAGGCUAAACAGCGCAAACAUGAAGAGGAAGAAGCGGCACGUCUGCGUGAGCUGGAAGAGCAGCGCCGUAUUGAGCGCGAGAAGGAAGAAGACGAGUUGCGCCGCCUGAAAGAAAAACAGGCCCAACGCAAAAAGGAACGCGAGGAAGAAGAACGGAAACUGGAAAUCCAGCGCCAGGAAGCUGAAGAGCAGCGCAAACGCGAAGAGGAGCAACGCCGUCAAGAAAAGGAACUGGAAAAGCAGCGCAAGCAGGAAGAGGCCGAGCGUAAGAAGGCCGCUGCUGCUGCCGCCAUGGUCGGCGGUCGCAACUUUACCAUCAACAAGGAACAGGGCGAAAGCUCUAUGGAAAAGUUUAUGAACAUCUCCAAAGCCAAGACCGAGAUGGGUCUCAAUGCCAACGAACUGGAGGUGCUGAAACGCCGCACCGUGGAGGACCGUGUCAAGCCGUUGUCCGUCUCGGAUUUGGACUUUAAGGGACUGCAGAGGAAGGCCGAGGAACUGUGGAAGCAAAUCGUCCAGCUGGAGACGGCAAAGUACGAUCUGGCGGAACGUGCCAAGCGCCAGGAAUAUGACUUGAAAGAACUGAACGAGCGUCAGCGCCAGAUCAAUCAGAAGAAGUACGCCGCCCAGGGUUUGGACGUGGAGCAGAACACCCGUCACCCGCCCAAGGUGCAGAUCAUCAGCAAGUAUGAGCGCCGCACUGAUCGCCGUACCUUCGGCGAUCGCAAGGGUCUCUUUGAUGGGUCGCAGAUUAAAGAUGAUAAACCCGAACUGAACAAACCUAAAGGUGUCCGCCGUGACAACUGGAUUAAGGCCAAAGAGACGGAGGAGAAACGCGGAUCCCGCCAAUAUGCCGAUGAAGAGGACGAAUCGCCUACCUACAGCCAACCUACUCGCCAUGAAGAAGAACCAGAACAGGAAGAAGUGGCGGCGGAAGACGAGGAAUAGAAGAGUCACCAAAGAAAGUAGUUUCCUUCCAGCUGUCUGACUAAAAUUGGCUCUCGCUGUUAACGAUAGACUCCGGUGCAAAUAUGUGGUCUUAACCGUCUUAUACGCCAUACGUAUACUUAUUCAUUUCAUCAAGGCAAAUCAGAUGGGGUUGUUACCGCUAAGAAUGAACUUAAUAAUGGCGCCACUAGUAUAAUAAACGCAGCAUUUUCAA
Messenger RNA from Paramacrobiotus metropolitanus, 1445 nucleotides. Its product is annotated as troponin T, skeletal muscle-like. Gene Ontology annotation, cellular component: troponin complex. Bases 185 to 1231 code for a protein of 348 amino acids. The transcript is spliced from 8 exons. Lineage: Eukaryota; Metazoa; Tardigrada; Eutardigrada; Parachela; Macrobiotidae. Gene Ontology annotation, molecular function: tropomyosin binding. The record is from RefSeq and is a predicted model, not a curated record. Gene Ontology annotation, biological process: muscle contraction; sarcomere organization; regulation of muscle contraction.